AGGUCAUCAGGAGACGAGUGGUCAUAGGUCAACCAACAUGGCGGACGCCGAGCAGGCCGUAAUUGUCCCAGUGGACCAUCGUCAGAUGGAUUAUCCGACUUUUCUGAAGCUGCACCGGGGACAGCUAGCUAAUUCUGGAGUGCCAGAGGUCUAUUGGCCAGGUGUGCAAAAGAAGAUUCGAGACGAAGUCUACGAUGCGGGACAUUAUUUUGGCAUGAUGCAGGUAGAAGAAGAUGAGGAGGAAGGGGAUGAUGAGGGGGGUGGGGACAGAAACAACCCCACCCCAGGGGAUCACAGGUGGUGUGUCGUUGUCACAAGUGAGGAUGGCGUGGACAGCAGUGAUUCCAGCAGUAUCUUCCUGGUUGACCAUGCGUGGACAUUCCAGUACGGGUACGCGCGGCUGCAGCUACAGCAGGUGCCGGGACUUCUGGGCAGGAUGGCCGCCCUGAUGGACAUCUGUCAGGAGCUGUCUGAGGAGGAGAAGACAGAGAGGGUGCUGGAUGAGAUGUGGAGGUUUACCUGGCAGUACAAGUUGAACUUUCAGGGAGCUACAGCUGAUGACAAGAUAGCAUUCUGGUAUGUGAACGAUGAGUUUGGGUCCCGGAUUCAGCACUGUGAUGAGCCAGCCUGCAGGAUGGUGCCUUUCUACUAUGUCCCCACCAAAACUUCCUACACACUUAUGUGGCUGUUACAAGACCUGGACUGUGGAGAUGAAGUGACCCGUGAUUUUGCUGAUGGACUCUCUGACGACACAGAGAGAAAAUGUCGGCUGCUUGCCUGGAUUCCACAGGACUUUACUCACAUCUCACCCAACCAAGGAAUUUCAGUCGAUGACCAAUUCUACUGGACUAGACUAAAAGGAUGCAGGGAAACUUUACCUAUCCCAGAUGCCACUGGGAAUCCACUAACCAAUAGAGAAGGGCCUUACAAAGUGUACAUGGAUAUCCAGGUCAUCAGAGACAACCUGACUGAUUCGCAGUUUCAACUCGUGGAGGAGGAAAGCCAAGCAGAUAUUGUGUGGACACGAAGUCAUCUUCGGGACUUUAAGACCUUCAGUGUGGAUCGCCCUGAUGUCUACAUUAACCAGUUCCCCUGUGAGGGUAUCCUGACUGUCAAAGACUGCCUGGCUUACAUUGGUCAAAGGGCAGUGACCAAUCAGGACCCAGAAGCUCUGGAGAAUGGUCCAAAAUGGCUGCCAACGACCUUUAAUCUUGCCUGGGCUCUCCCACAAUUUGUGUCCAGCUUUCAACAAAGGGAGGAAAGACUGCUUCACAGGCAAGAGGGCAUCCCAUGGGCACUUCCACAGUUUGUGUCCUGUUUUCAACGGAGAGAAGAAAGGGGUCUGGACAACCACUGGAUCCUAAAGCCAUGGAACCUGGCUCGAGGACUGGACACUCAAGUCACCAACAAGCUGCAUCACAUCAUAAGGCUCUCCGAAACAUCACCGAAGGUUGCGUGUAAGUAUCUGGAGGACCCCGUCCUGUACUACAGAGAGGAUGUUGGUCAGGUGAAGAUGGACAUUCGCUACAUCGUCAUGCUGCAGUCUGUCAAACCACUCAAGCUGUUCGCCUACAAGGUGUUCUGGCUGCGAUUCGCCAACAAGCCCUUCUCCCUGGACCACCUGGAUGAGUAUGAGAAGCACUUCACAGUGAUGAACUACACAGAGGGUGGCACCAAGUUACAUCAGGUUCAUUACGAUGACUUCAUCCCUAUCUUUGAGAAACAGUAUCCAGACUUCCCAUGGAAGGGUGUAGAGUUGUCCAUUUUCAGUGCCUUUCGAGAGCUGUUUGAGUCAGCUGUCAGCAGAGAGGCGCCGUAUGGGAUUGGACACUACCCCAUGGCCAGGUCCCUCUAUGCCAUCGACCUUAUGCUGAAAUGGGACAAAAAUGAACAAGGAGAGAAGAUUAUGCAGCCAGUGUUGCUGGAAGUCAACUUCUGCCCAGACUGUGAUCGUGCCUGCAAGUAUCAUCCCAACUUCUUCAAUGACAUCUUCUCGGCGCUGUUCUUGAACGACUUUGCUGAUAGACCUGUUGCAGUUAUCUCAUAGUGCAUAAUUAUGCAUUGUUCACUUAAAUACAAUAUACAUGUACUAUGUACAUUGUACAUGAAGAUAUUCUGAAAAGGAUAUUUGUGUGCUUAGAAUACCUGAGUUUCAGAGAGCCUUUAAGUGCUAAAGUGGAAAUGAAGGAUUGAUUCAGUUUAGCUAUUCUUCCACUUCCAUCAUAGCAGAGAAGACAGAUGCUAUGUACAGUAUUUACAGGUUCAUUAUAUGGAACUAUACAGCUCUCUUUAACAAGCACACUGAACGUCCCAUCAUAAGGACUGUGACCCUUUCAUGUCAGGUGAGAGUUACAGCCACAACUCAAACUUAAGGCUUCUAGUUCCAUGCGGAGGCAGGGCUACUUAAACCACUGGACUACAUAUGUGACCUACUACAUAAUUAAGCAAUGUCUUGACGUUUAAUUUUUUUUUUUAAGAAGCAACUCACUAAGUUUCAUUUUGUCUUAGUUUGUUUCACAUUUUAUUAUAGGGACAGCUUACGAAUCUACUCCCAAGUUUUAUUGGGAAUUAAAGAAAGAUAUAUGGAGCUAAAUUGAGCAGCAUUUCUUUUU
Messenger RNA from Branchiostoma floridae (Florida lancelet), 2612 nucleotides. RefSeq names its product tubulin--tyrosine ligase-like protein 12. Bases 38 to 2047 code for a protein of 669 amino acids. The transcript has 15 exons. The record is from RefSeq and is a predicted model, not a curated record. Gene Ontology annotation, biological process: protein modification process. NCBI's taxonomy places the organism in Eukaryota, Metazoa, Chordata, Leptocardii, Amphioxiformes, Branchiostomatidae.